UAAAAUACAUUCUCCUGUCCAAGUUGAAUAUAAUAAUAGUCUGUUUGAUGACCAUUUGCAGACAGAGGGAGUGUUUGGGAUCCAAUUAUCUGCAUAUUAUAUACACUGAACCACACACAUGUCUGUGUGCUCUGUGGGUUGUCCCUAUCUCUAUUCAUUCCUGGCAAACACACAUACACAUGCACUCAUAUGAGUAAACCCUGCACCUUUUGAUUAGUCACACACACACACACACACACACACACACGCUCAUUACACAGUCAGUAUAUCAGCUGGGUGUUGGAGGAAGUUCUGCUGUGGUAUUUCAAAGUAGCUCCUUUAGUAAACAUUCACUUGUCUGUCUUAUGAGAUAUCCUGAGUCUACUAGCUAGUUAAACGGCAUACGUCAGGUGCUGCUGAACUGGUUCGACUGAAGGUUUGCUGUAUGUGGAUAGUUUCUGGGGUGCAGGGGUUCUAAAUGGAGUAAUAGGUUGUUUUUUUUGAUGAAGCCAUGCUGUAACAACAUGAGGGAAUUCACUGGGCCUUAUGUGCAUCUGAAAAUAGAUCUUCUUUUGAGCCGUUGUCAAAGGUUUUGGGGAAAACAUUUUGAAAUCUGAUGGAAUGGCGGAUGUUCCUCAGGCAGGUAUCCCAGCAUUCUCUUCAUGGCUCGCUCAGAUUUCAGAUACUUUCUCCAAUGGCUUCCGCCGCCUUGGCCAAAACGGAGCUGUUGACUCAGAGGUCUCAGUGAAAGAAGAGAGUUCAGAGGUGGAGCAGUAUUUGAAGGUUGUUCAUGGAUCUGGAGUGGAUACACAGGAGAUGCUGGCACUGCGAGGUCAGGGCAGCAGUUUUGAUUAUGCCCCCUCUGUCGAACGUCUGACUCCCAUCAGCGAAGAGACAGACGAGCUGGAGACCAGAAGGAGUGAUGCUGUGAAUAGUUACGGCGAUGACGGUGAGAUUUCCAGCUCAUCAGGCAGCGAUGAUGAGUUAGCGAAGCAGUUUGAGAUCUCUGUUUCCCGCUCACAAAGCUUCCGUUCGGGGGUUACGGAGCUCAACACCCAGAAUGCACCAGGGCAACAUCACAAAUUUAAACGGCUGCUGUCUGACCAGGAAGAAGGAAGCACAGAUCCAUCUGACUGUGAAGAAGCUGAGAGAAACAGUGUGCAGAGUUUUCAGGAUCCCCUCUCAUCCAGGCGACGUGUGAGGUCUGAGCCGAGAGACCCGUUAUCACAGAGUCCUCUUCCUGAGGGCCAGACCCUCACAGACCCCCUCACUCUGAUGGCGGAGCAGAUCUCUGUGGGCUCCCAGGACACAGGGGACGGUCUGGAGGCUCUACCCAGGGACGAGGGCAGUCGCCUGAGCAGUGUGGGGCGGCAAACCUCACAAAGGAGUCUGGCAGUUGACAAUCAUGGAUAUGACAACAGUGAGGCUACGGAUAGUAUCUCCACAUGGAGCUCUGAGCAUGAACAAUCUCCAUCCCACCCUUUGAGCGCUUCCCCUCGUGGACAUAUCUCAAAAUGUGGUGAUCUCAUAAUUGCCCUCGACUACCGGGCUGAAACGCACAGGCUCUUGGUCACGGUGAUAAUGGCCCAAGGCAUUCCAGACAAGGCACGGAGCGGCAUGGACUCCUGGCAGGUGCAUGUGGUGCUGUUACCUGGCAAACGACAGCGGCACAAAACGGCCGUACAGAAAGGCUCCAUGCCCAGGUUUGAGGAGACAUUCCGGUUCUCACAUCUAGAGCCGGGGGAUCUGGGUUCCUCAGCGCUGCGGUUCCGCCUAUAUGCGCUGGGGAAGAUGAACAGGGAGAGGAUGAUGGGAGAGGCCAUGUACAAGCUGAGCAGGCUGAAACACACGGGACGCUUCGAGAUCACGCUGGUCCUGGAGCCACGUAGUAAUCUCAAGACAGUAGACUCCCAGGUGUCUUUCAGCGCUCAGAGUGACAGUGCUUCCUCCAGUCAUUCUGUGUCUCACGGUGGAAACCCAGAACUACUGCUGGGUUUAUCAUAUAACGCCACCACAGGACGACUGUCUGUAGAGAUCAUUAAAGGCAGCCACUUCCGUAACUUCGCUUUCAACAGACCUCCAGAUACAUUUGGUAAGCUCACUCUGUUAAACUCCAUGGGACAGGAGAUAUCCCGCUGUAAGACGUCCAUCCGUCGCAGUCAGCCGAAUCCUGUCUUCAAGGAGACGUUUGUCUUCCAGGUCGCACUGUUCCAACUGUCAGACGUCACAUUAAUGGUCUCCAUUUACAAUCGGCGGAACAUGAAGCGCAAGGAGAUGAUUGGCUGGGUGGCUCUGGGCCAGAACAGCAGCGGUGAGGAGGAACUUCUUCACUGGCAGGACAUGAAGGAGAGCGGAAACCAACAAGUCUGCCGCUGGCACACACUACUGGAAGCUUAGAGGAGAGAGAGAUAGAAGUCUAAUCACUCAUACCUACUGCGUUCAGCUGGAUUUUCCUUUGGGAAGGAGGUGAAAGCCAAGACCAAAAAUACCCACAAAAACCGGAAUGAACAAGCACUUUUAACCGUAUCAAACAAAGAUAAGAUAUGUAAAUUUUGGAAGCACAUCCAAACACAAAGAAACACCCACACACCACUUUCCCUCUCCCUGAGAGUACUUGAUACAGCCUCUUAUCUGGUAACCAGGAAAUGACUUCAUGGCAUAAUAUACAGACUACUCUCUUCAACUCCAGCAGCAACCAAUCAAAAUGCAUUAUAGCCCGAGCCAUGGUGAUUGUCGCCUAGCGAUUUCAUGAAUGGAGGAUUGAUUUGAAAUGAUUAAAUGCCUUUCUUCAGAUCGUUUUAAGCCUGAACACCAGAACCAGUUUUGGUGAGACCAAAUGCGUAAAGAGCAGAAAAAUGUUAGUUGAACAUGUGCACUUUCAUUCAUGCUCUCCUACUGAUGACACUGAAGCUGUUUCUUUUUAUUACAUUUUACAUUUUUUAUUACAUUUUACAUCAAAUAUGCUGUAAUGUAAAGUCACAGACUCAUGGACAGUGUUAUGAUAAAAGUUGCUGUUAAAAGGAGUACACAAGUUAUCCCUAUUCGUAUCAGAAUAAGAGAUAUCAGCAAAUGACUUUAAAAAAUGAAUUUGAAAUUUUGAAAAAAUGAAAUUUCUGAUAUUAUUUACUCACCUCAUAAUGUUCCAUUAUGAAUGCUUUUCAUUCAACCAUGGAACACAAAUCUCUUUUUUAGUCAUUUUACUGAAUGAGGACUGGUGCUGGUCAGGAUUUAAAGGAGACCUAUUAUAAAUCUCAGGUGUCCCCAGAAUGUGUCUGUGAAGUGUCAGCUCAAAAUACCCCACAGAUCAAUUGUUAUAUCAUUUUGAAAAUGCCUAUUUUGAGUGGAAGCAGAAAUGCACUGUUUUACCUACCCCCUUUUCCAGAAUAGGGCUGUGCCUUUACAGAUUGUUCCUCAGAUACUCUGCUAAAAAAACAUCUGUUUGGGCUUGAUUUUUCAUGUCUAUCAUGCUGAAAUCAUGCAUUUUAGACCAUAUCAGUUUAAAUUUCGUAUAUACGGUUUUCUGAGUGCACACAUCUGAAGCACAUGCACAGAGAGCGUCUGUCACACGGCAUGCAAGUGUUUAUGUGGAAAAACACACAUGGGUUACAAAAACAGUCAGUUAUAUCUGUGAAGGUAAACAGCUGGGAAAGAAAUCGCAUGUUUAUAUUAGAUCUGUGUCAAAACAGUUAGCAUGCUUCGCUUGAACGUUCGCCAUGUGUUAGACCUGGCACACUGUUGUCACUUCCGAAAAAACAUAGGUGGCGCUGUGGGUGGAAACGUGCAGAUUAAGGGGCGGUAAUUUUAUAAGAUCCCCUUUCUAUGUCAAAGGGGAAGCAAAAUAGUUUUUUUUCACAAGCUUGCCCAGAAAACGUGAAAAAGAACAACCCAGUAAAUUCUUUGGUAAGCCUUUCUCUGUUGGUAGGUGUACCGGGGACCCGAUUUUCAUGAUAUGUCACCUCUUCCUCUCACAGAGCUAUUGUAUGGCUUGAGAUGGCUUCAAGUAUAUAGUGCCCAAGUCACAUGCACUACUUUUAUGGUGCUUGUGAAUCCAUUUUGAAGCUUGAAAGCUCCAGUCCCCAUUCAUUGUAAUUGCUUGGAAAGAGACCAGUCCUACUUACCAAAAAUUGUCUGUACUCGGAGCACAGACACUUACGCAUGUCCAAGAAAAUCUUUAUGACAUUAAAACACAAACUCUUUUGUAAUGCAUGCCUGUAAUGCUUUAUGCAUAUAUAAAGUGCCUGAUCUGGUCAAACCUGUAUGGAAUUUUAUUUAUAGCCAGUAAUAUCGGAGAUUAGCAUGGAACAAUACAGAUGCAUGGACCACAGUGUUUUAAAAAUCAGUAGUGCCUGUUUUGCAUGCAUUUAAAUACAACGUGGUUUUUGGAGAUAAAUGCAUAUAUUUUUGUCUAUCAUUAAAGACAUCUGUAAUACACUACUUUUGCUGGCAAUGUGAUUUUUUUUUUUUUAUGAUUCAGAAUAGCAAUAAAUCUGUAUUUUGUUACACUGAUUAUCCAUUGAUCUAAGUGUAUCACAACUGUGAAAAUAGGCACUGAAAAAUGUACAAGCGACUGUUACCUACCAUAUGAUCAUAUCAUCUAUUGAUCAGUGUGUUUGGAUCAGACUGAUAAGAGUAUCUAAAACUGUUUGCCAGAAGAGUGUGUGUUUUAAUUUUCCCAUCAUGUAAUGUUUGCGUAUGGGAGUGGAAGAAUCGCUUAUGCUCGGAGGAGAUAAUUAAGCUUGGAGAUGUGAGGUUAAAAGAUCAUUUAACAGUUUAAAAGGUUUCAAUUUAUGAUGUACUACUUACUAAUGUAUGCCAGAGAGAUAUGUUGUAGGAGUGUAUGAGCAAUAAAAGCUUUCAAAAGUAAAACUGAUUCUAAGGAGAUAAGCCAUAUGUUAAGAAAUACGCAAGGAGAGGAGGAAACACAGCAGCAGAGGAUGCGAGAAGAAUGGAGUUUGAUGCUGGAGCGUCAUCAUUGCCUAGUGACUCUCCUAGCAACAGGAAACAUCUGUUUCAGCGUCGACCAAUCAGCAGCCGGUGCAGUCUGUUAUUGCUCGCUGCACAGAAAAGGGAUAUUUUAAGAGCCGAGAGUGUGUCGAAUACUACAGGGAUUAUAUCAAAAGCAAGACUUCGACAUCUGGGGGCGAAGCGUCAAGUUCACGCGGAGCUGAAUGCGGCUACAUUCGGCACAGUAUGAGCUGUUUUGAGCCUCUGGUUUGAUGAAGAACGCGCGUGCGGGGACUGUUAAUGUGGCUUUAGAAAUAAGGAACCAUUAGGCAAUGUGUGUGAGCCAGAGGAAAGAGUCUCAGGUGAAUAGAGGAUUUGUCAGAGAGGUGUGUGAUUGUGUCUGCGUAAAGCAGUUCUCAGGGUCUUUCCUCUAAGAGUGCCCUCAACGGUCAACAACGUCGAAAGUCGCCUACUUUAAGCGAAAAUAUGCGGAAGAGGAGGAUGUUCAGGGAAGCCUACAUGGAUAUUUACAAAAACACCUGAUCCUGCGUGAGGAGCGCAGCUGCAUCCUGCGCCUGUCUCUGCAGAAGCUGCGUUUCCUAGACGACCCCGAGGCUUACCUCCGCCGCUCCGUGCUCAUCAACAACCUGCUACGCACGAUCCACCUGGACGAAGCCCAGAGGGAGAGAGAGAAACAGAGGGAUGACAAGGAAGAGGAGGAGGAGAUGGAGAGGAGGCGGAAGAGACUGAAGGUGGUACUCCAGGAGUUCCAGCAGUACAAGCUGCUGCCGUACUCAUCCUCCCCAGCCUCAUGCAUCUGUGGCCUGGGGAGCUGCCACACCCUGCCUCCUGAUCAUGGAGCUUCAGUGCUACUCUAUCAUUUGGACGAUAAAGGAUAAGAUGUCAUUGCACACAUGCAGGGGAUUUUUCCAGCUGUUUACGACUGAUUUCCAGGAGCCAGCAUUAAGGAAGAAAGGGUUUGUGUGCAUUUGUGCUUGUGCUGGUGAAUGUGAGCUCUGCGGUUUGUGAUGUGACAGGUGUCUGUCCAUAUCAGGGUGCGUUUUCCAACCGGAAAAAGACAUCAUCUUGUUAUCACUGCCUCGCUCUGUUGAUAUGAACUUUGACCACAGACAUUUUGUUUUCAUAAAUUUGCUUGAGUGAGCUAUAAUCUUAAGCACUGUUUUCAGGGAUAAAAAAGGCAAAUGAAAAGCCAUGCACCUUGUGGUUGUUAUAUUAUGAUGUAAGAAAAAAAGACAAAAAUUUAAAAUUGUAAGUGUCAAAGUCCUGGCUGCUCCUAAGGAUGGAGUGAUUUUACUAAAGCUUUGUUGCUGUGAAAUGGACAUUUUUGUGUAAGUGGCUACUGAUGUCAGCUAGUAAUGAUUUCUUUUUCUUUUUUUCUUUUUAAAAAAAAAUAAUAAUAAGUUUCCAUACCUUUAACAACAAAAUAAACGAAAACAGGAAAAUGUAGGGGCAAAUAAGAAGUGAAAAUGAUUUCUUUCAAGGCCUUCUGGUUUUUUGUUUUUGGUCUCACUCUCAGCAAAAAAGUACAAAACUGUCACCAUAUCACGCAGCACCCUUUCAAAAUGUAUUAAUAUGCACAUUUAAGAUACUAAUAUGUACCAUUUGGGGUAAAUAAUGUACAAAGAUGUACCUUUUAGCUUUUGUACCUAAUUAGAGUACCACCUCAACAACAGUUUUUGUACCUUUUUUUUCUGAGAGUGUAGUGACAUGCAGCUUUCACAAUGUAAAAACAACAACAACAACAACAAAACUAUUUACUGCAUUUGCUACUUGUGUUUCAUUGCAUACAGCCUUUUAAGGCUUUUGGCAGAAACUGUUAUGUUAAGGUGACUCUGCCAUCUAGUGUUAUGGCAAUGAAUUCUCAGCUACAUAGACCUCUUUGGUUUAUUCAUUCAAUCAACUAUACUACCUGUCGUUUAUAAUGCUGUUUUACACUCAUUUGUACCUUGUAACAAAUUUCAGUUGUCUGGCCAGUAUACUGAGUUUCCAAUGCCUCAUUUUACACACACACACACACACCGAAUUUCUACAUUUCUGGCUCUAUAAUCUUUGGAAACCCUAGCUAUGUGGGUGUCAGAAUAUCUCAAAACAAUGGCCUACAUUCAGUGCACAGACCCAUGGUUUAUGACUAACAGGGAAAACAAGGUAUACAUGCUCAAUGUAGUGUAAAAUCUGUCAUUCAUUCUUACACAGAACCUCAGAUGAUCGCGUUCUUGUCUCAUAUCGCUGUGCAUGUCUCUCUUAUUUUGGUUACAUAAAGUUUUCUAACAGGCAAAGUUGUGCAAAAAUAUUUUGGUACGGUUAAUAAUGACUGGUACUCUUACUAUUAAUAUUUUGUGUGUUUGUUUAUGCACAUUUGUAUGUGUAUUGUACUUUUUUCGAUAUCUGAAUGUAAUUUACUGAAAUCUAAAUUCAGAGUGCUAUCUUUUGGACAUUUCAAAGCAAAGACAUGGAUAUCCAGUUUAUUUUGAAAUGAAGCUAUUUUUUGUUUAAAAGAGAACACUAUUCCUCAGAGAAUUUAGUGCUAUUUUGCCAAAAGAUUUAAAAGUAGCAUACAAGAAUUGUCUAUUUUCAUGGCACUGCAGUCAAAUAAA
Onychostoma macrolepis is the source of this 7538-nucleotide messenger RNA. It is a transcript of the gene syt16, whose product is annotated as synaptotagmin XVI. The record is from RefSeq and is a predicted model, not a curated record. NCBI's taxonomy places the organism in Eukaryota, Metazoa, Chordata, Actinopteri, Cypriniformes, Cyprinidae. The transcript is spliced from 10 exons. The coding region runs from base 601 to 2376 and encodes 591 amino acids.